This is a messenger RNA of Amphimedon queenslandica, 483 nucleotides long. RefSeq lists its product as uncharacterized. Lineage: Eukaryota; Metazoa; Porifera; Demospongiae; Haplosclerida; Niphatidae. The transcript is spliced from 2 exons. The record is from RefSeq and is a predicted model, not a curated record. The annotation marks the transcript as partial.
UUCAGAUAGACUGUAAUUUAUAUAAAUGUAUCAAUGAUUGUCUAUAGAUUCCUCUACCUGAAUCUGUUACUGGUAGAUACGAUCACUCACUCACAGCAGUCACAAUGUCACCAAACUGUGUGUGGCUAGUAAUUGUUGGAGGGUUUGUUGAGUUAAAAUGGAACAUUUUUGGAGGAGACAAUACACAUAUCACUGAUACUAAUAGACUAACAAUGAUAGUUGAAUUUGUUCAUAAAGCUGGUGAGUGGAUAGUACAGUCAGUACUGGAUGGUAAUGAUCUCGGUAGUAAGAAAUAUCAAGAAAAGUAUGAAUCGUACAGCAAGACCAGAACAUGGUGGAUGGAUCAGGUAGUAGAAUAUCCCACAGAGAAGGAAGCUGAACUACAGAGAUACAUCCAGUUAUUGCAUCAAAAGCUGGCUGAAACCAAUAAACAAGGUAUAUAUUCAUACAUUUUAUUUGUAUACCGUAUUUCCUUAAAUAAAA